Aureobasidium pullulans EXF-150 is the source of this 676-nucleotide messenger RNA. RefSeq lists its product as uncharacterized. The transcript has 4 exons. Lineage: Eukaryota; Fungi; Ascomycota; Dothideomycetes; Dothideales; Saccotheciaceae. The record is from RefSeq and is a predicted model, not a curated record. The coding region runs from base 114 to 629 and encodes 171 amino acids.
GUUGGUCCGAGAGCUUUGUAGAUAUUAACGCCUGGUGAUUUCUCUGUGUCUUUCUACUCACUCAUCUCAAUCGGGAAGUUCAAUCUUGAACCUUCUUCCAUACUUUGAGCAACAUGGCGACUUUGACCGAAGAACGUAUUGAGCCGUAUGAGACUGUUCCGUGCAUACCUCAUGCGAAGCCUGUCUUGGUGAACCAUCGGCCGACAUACGACCGCCAUGUCUUCAUCGAGCGACCUCUACUAGGUGCUCUUCUCUUUGACAACGUCGACUCUGACGCUCGUGAUCACUGUGCAAAUGAGAGAACGUUCCUCUCAUGGCUACGGUUAGCUAUAUACAUGGCAGUCGUCAGUGUGGCCAUCCUCAUCUCCUUCCAUCUCAAAAGCCAGCCUUCUCCACUUGAAAGACGCAUAGCACUGCCAUUCGGAAUAGUCUUCUGGUUACUCGCUCUCGCUUGUCUUGCUAGCGGAACGGCAAACUACGUAAAGACGGUAAAGAAGUACUCAAAAAGACAGGCUCUGGUACAAACAGGUUGGAAGACUCAAGUGGUUUUUACAGUUGUUGCAACGGCAAUAGUAGCCGCUUGCGUACUCUUCUUAUCGACCAAUGCCAGGUCGGGGCGAACACGCUAAUAUCUGCUAAUAUCUGCGUCUUCUGCGUGCGAGUUCGGAAAGAUGAG